AUGGCGGUCUUCUCGCUAUCAACACUCCUCCAGAAUGUUCCGCCAGGAACAAGGAUCUUAACAUCAGCUCUUCUCGCAUUCACAACGCUGCUCUUCUUCCUGCGAUUGCGGACUGGUCUUGGCUUCGGCACCGUCAGCGCAGUGCAGUUCCCAUGGUUGGUGAUUGUGCCCGGCGCAAGCUUCUUCUACCCAUGGACGCUCGUCACGGCAGCUUUCUGCGAGUCUUCCACGCUCGAAUUCCUGGUCUCGAUCAUCUCUCUUCCACUCGCCGCAAGGUAUCUCGAACGACAAUGGGGUGCCGUCGAGCUGAUCAAGUUUGCGCUCGUCAUUGUGACCGUCAGCAACGUCAUCGCAUGGGGAGUUCAGCUCCUGCUUUUUGGUGUCUUUCGCAAGGAGGCGCUUAUCUGGGGCAUCCAAUAUCACGGUCUCCAAGCGCUGCAGACCGCCUUCCUCGUCGCCUUCACGCAACUCAUCCCGGAGCAUCAGGUGCAAGUCCUUUCCGGCGCCCUCAAACUCCGUGUCAAAGACCUGCCAAUGCUCUACGUCACGGUUAGCAACGUCAUGUGCCUGAUCGGCUACAACUCGCCGUGGAUCCUGAUCCAGUUCGGCUGGCUCGUUUCGUGGGCCUAUCUGCGCUUCUUCAAGCUCAACGAGUCCGGGUAUCGGGGCGACCGCAGCGAGGCUUUCGCGUUCAUCAACUGGUUCCCGCCCUUCGCUCACAAGCCGGUGCAGUUUAUCUCGACGACGCUCUUCACCAUCUUUGUUAAGAUUGGCAUCGUACAGCCGUGGACCGGCGGGGACUAUGCCGAUUUGGAAAGCGCGAGUCUGAACGGGCAGCCGCAGCAGCAUGGCAGCGCACGAGCGGAGGCGGAGAGGAGAAGAGCAAUGGCGCUCAAGGCCUUGGAUCAGAGGCUGUCGGCGAACAAGAGCUCGGUCAGCCGGUCCAACAGCCGGUCUAGUGGUUUGCAAGGAGCCGCGGCGAAGGAGGGCGCAUCCUCGUCGACUGGUGCGGAUGCGGCCGCAUCGGGAUCCGCUUCGACAGCACAAUCGCUUCCAACGGUCGUGUUCGAGGCUCCACCGGAGGAUCUGCCAGGCGAGAAGGAGAAGGAGUCCAAGUAG
Kalmanozyma brasiliensis GHG001 is the source of this 1119-nucleotide messenger RNA. RefSeq names its product Protein of unknown function DUF1751, integral membrane, eukaryotic. The record is from RefSeq and is a predicted model, not a curated record. Gene Ontology annotation, cellular component: membrane; Golgi apparatus. Gene Ontology annotation, biological process: retrograde vesicle-mediated transport, Golgi to endoplasmic reticulum. Bases 1 to 1119 code for a protein of 372 amino acids. Lineage: Eukaryota; Fungi; Basidiomycota; Ustilaginomycetes; Ustilaginales. The transcript has a single exon.